This is a messenger RNA of Calidris pugnax (ruff), 1746 nucleotides long. It is a transcript of the gene CMC4, whose product is annotated as C-x(9)-C motif containing 4. The transcript is spliced from 3 exons. Gene Ontology annotation, cellular component: mitochondrial intermembrane space. The record is from RefSeq and is a predicted model, not a curated record. Lineage: Eukaryota; Metazoa; Chordata; Aves; Charadriiformes; Scolopacidae. Bases 148 to 375 code for a protein of 75 amino acids.
UGAUUCUCUCUCCACUGAAAUGCAGCCACCUCUGAGGUGGAAGCAGUUAAACAACACACAGCAACAUCACACAAGAGUUUAGGACAGGCAGUGAAGAGGAGUAUUGUGUCCAAGUGAAACAUCAGGGGGAGUUCUAGUUCUCUGAACAUGUCCCAGAAGGAUCCCUGCCAGAAACAAGCCUGUGCAAUACAGAAAUGCUUGCAAGUGAACAACUACGUGGAGUCCAAGUGUGAAAGCGUGCUGCAGGAGAUGCGGAGGUGCUGCGCCCGGUACCCCAAGGGCAGAUCCGUCUGUUGUUCAGGGUUUGAGAAAGAAGAAAGGGAGAGAGAAAAGCUGAAGGCGACUUCAGAAGGAAUUCCCCCAUCACCUCAGUAACACUAUGCGGCUCCAGCAGGUACCGGAGCACGGACUCACCUGCAGAGCUCGUGUGUGUGUUUUUUUCAAGCCUUCUUUAGACUUUCAGGAAAGCUCCUGACUUUCAAGAUCGCUCCUGAGACCACACCAUCCGGCACACCAAAAAAAAAUAUAACGCAGUACCAACAGAUGGUUAACAGACUUUUUUGUUUUCUGUACCAAAACGUCAUCUCUGCAUUGUCUUUGCAUCGCACCCAUGUCUGUGAAAAGUCAACUCGAUGUUUUUAGAAUGCUUACCUUCCUCUAAUCCAUCCUUGCUCCCAAAAUGGAGAACUGGAACCGAGUUAUUCUGGCCUGCGGAGCGGGAGGUACAGGAAACGAGCUCAGAAGAGUGAGUGAGUUUAAGCGUUACACACACAAAACAAGCCCAUUUAUGACACAGCAAAAGGUAUUGCUGCCACCACGCAGUAGUUCCAGACAACAUUUGCCUGUCCAGUGGUCCAAGCUCAAGAAGGGGAAUCGGGUCUGGGGGUUGUUCCUAGGUCUUGCAUAGAUCACGAGUGACCACAAGUCACUUUGCCCAAGUGCCUCACUUUCCCACUGGACAGACUUUUGGUUACUUUCUAUUUGAAUUGCCUACACGCUGCUAUUUGCAUGACAAAGAUGUUACAGGAACAUUUCAGGGAUUGCUACAGGAAUAGGAUUUAUUUUUAAAAAAGAAGAAAAAAAAAAAGCAAUAUUCAUUUGAGAGAUCAGACUGUUGAUAUAAAAUUUAUAAAUUUAUGUAUAAUUGAACACCUUUUAAGCAAUAUGUUACGAACCCAGCGUAGUUUGACCCGCUGGCACCCAGAGGCCUGACACAAAGCCCUGGGCUAGAUCCAAGAACGGAUUUAGGUGCUGCUGACAGAACAAGCAGUCGUAGGCACUUGCUUUCAAAGCAGCAUUUCAGACUCACUCACAAACCGGCUGUGUCUGGACCCCAAGGGAGAGAUGGCUUUUCAGAAGUUCUCACCCGUGCAGCAGAAAUUUCCUGUGACCUGUAGGAAGAGCUCGGUAGACAGGUUCCUGCAUCACCCCUCAGAGCUGCCUAAGUCUCUCCAUCCCCUGUAGCAGGAGUCCAGGCACCUCAGUGGGUGCCGAGGCCCUCUCAUGGCCUUGGCACCUUUAAAUACCAGACUUCAAACCCACCAGGCUCCUAACUCUGUCAUUAGAUCUAGCCGUAAAGGACUUUUGUGCUGUGAUCAACUUACUUACUUCUUAUAAAAUACAGCUUCUAUAAACAGACCACUGUAGUCUAGGCACAAUAGUUGAGUGUAUUGAAGCCUAGAAAAGCAAACCAUCUGUAUUCUCCGCUCUGAAAUACCGUGGUACAAAAUAAACAACUGGAACAAA